AAGGGGCCGUAGCGAAUCAUUGGGAGCCUCCGGACCGGUGACGUCAGAGGCAGAGACGUCGUCGUCAUGGCGUCCACGGCGCUGCUGAGACCGGAGCUGUGUUUUUAGUUCAAAAACGGGGCUGCAGUCGACGAGCCGUCGAGAUGGAGAGUAAUGCAGCUCUGCACGGAGACGCCACAGAGGCAGGAGGAAGCGGAGAAACCGGCAGCGUGAACGCAGAGCUGUCGGUCAGCAGUUUGGGUCCGAGUUGCACAACAAGCGCCACUACUACUACUACUCCAAGUGCUAAUGCUAAUGCUAGCGCUAACGCCGCGUCUCGCACAGACACAGCUGAUGUUGGUGAAACGGUGAAAGCAGGAGAACCGGGGAACGUGCUGGGUCACGGUGCGUGUGAAUCUGAUGCCGGAAAUCAUGACGCUACAAACUCGAAGUUAGUAAACAAGCCGAGCAGAGAGGAGCCUUCUAAAGGGGCUACAAGUGUGCGAGCGGAUAUUAGAGAUCAGGAGGCAAGCAGGCUGCCAAAACAGAGUGGUGUGUGUGCUGAGAGUGGUGUGUGUGCUGAGAGCAGUGUGUGUGCUGAGAGCAGUGUGUGUCCUGCCAAAGCCAAGUCCGAGUCUAAUGAAGGCACCCUGUCUCAGGGGCUGCCCAGCUUGGACUCACUGGACUCCUUCUCUAAUCUUAACUCCUCCUGUCCGAGCUCUGAGCCCAUCAGUGAAGGUCUGGAGGAUCAGGAGAAGGCGGUGAUCCCUCAGAGCCAACAUGGGGCAGAAGGGGGCAAAACUCAGAGCUGCAGGGAUCGAGUUAAUGCAGGUCAGUCUAUCUACCACAUCAAGUGGAUCAAGUGGAAAGAGGAGAACACGCCUAUCAUCACCCAGAAUGAGAAUGGUCCAUGCCCUCUGCUGGCUAUUAUGAACGUGCUUCUCUUGGCCUGGAAGUUCAAGUUGCCGCCAAUGAUCGAGAUCAUAACAGCAGAGCAGCUGAUGGAGUAUCUGGGAGACUACAUCCUUGAUGCCAAACCAAAAGAGAUCUCCGAGGCUCAGCGUUUGAACUACGAGCAGAACAUGAGCGAUGCCAUGGCAGUCCUCCACAAGCUACAGACAGGUUUGGACGUGAAUGUGAAGUUCACAGGCGUCAGGGUGUUUGAAUACACCCCUGAGUGCAUCGUCUUCGACCUGCUCGACAUUCCGCUGUACCACGGCUGGCUGGUUGAGCCUCAGAUGAGUGAUAUAGUGAAGGCGGUGGGGAACUGCAGUUAUAACCAGCUGGUUGAGAAGAUCAUUGGUUAUAAGCAGUCGGAGAACAGCGAGCUGGCUGGAGAAGGCUUUGUGGCGGAGCAGUUCCUUUACAACACGGCCACGCAGCUGACCUACCACGGCCUGUGUGAGCUCACGUCCACCGUGCAAGAGGGGGAACUGUGCGUGUUCUUCAGAAACAACCACUUCAGUACCAUGACCAAAUUCAAGGGCCAGCUGUACCUGCUGGUGACAGAUCAGGGCUUUCUGACUGAGGAGAAGGUGGUGUGGGAGAGUCUACAUAACGUGGAUGGGGACGGAAACUUCUGCGAUUCAGAGUUUCGUCUCAGACCCUCUGACCCUGAGAGCGUCUACCACGGCCAGCAGGACCAGAUUGACCAGACUGUGUGUGUGCGCAUGCAGGACUACCUGAUGGCGCUGUCACUACAGCAGGAGCAGCAGGUGUCAGAACUGGGCUGGGAGCAGCUCCCUGAGGGUAUCAGUGAUCUGGAGUUAGCGAAGAAGCUGCAGGAGGAGGAAGAUCGCAGGGCAUCAGAGUUCUAUCAAGAGCAGGAGGACGAACAGGAACAGGCUGCUGCAGUCGCACAGGCCGCACAGGCUCAGGCAGGAGGAGGCGCUGUGGCUGAAGGAGCGGUCGCCGCCCCGGCAGGAGGAGCAGCAACGUGUUCCAGUCCAGGAAAGCACAGUUCCAGCACUGAGCGCAAAACUAAGAAAGAGGCCAAGGAGAAGGAGAAGUGUGUGAUCCUGUAACAGCUCUGCAGCCUGCUCACAGUCUGACUGAAAGGCAGAAGCCUCGUCGUUCCACACUGACUCAGAGCUGCACAAGGAGUGAGAGAGCGUGACGGAGGAGAGGAUCUGCUGUUCCUAAGCCACUGGUGCCUGAUGCUGUUUGCUCUCUGAGCUCUGAACACACAGCAGAGCGGAUCGGGGGAUGAACUCGCACCACGUCUCUGAUCAAGCUUGCCUUGACCUUCCUACAGCCGCACGGUGCACUGCGCUUGUGUGGAGUGACCUCACGCUUCAGGAUGGUGGAUUUUAUAGUGCACCAGAGAGAAAUAAUGCCACCGUUUUCUUCUUUUCUUUUUCUUGAUUUCUGUUACUGCAGUUGUUUAUAAGAUGUUUUAUAAGCUGUUUUAUAACACACACACACACUUGUACACAGAGAUGCAGUUUUACAGGCAGGAUCUUUACACUGGGACAGAGAGGAUGUAGCGGUAGCAGGACUACAUUUCACACUGUAACGGUGUUACAUGACGUGCCGUUCAGCUUCUGGGCUUCUAAGGAUCGCGCCAAACCUAUCUUCACUUGAAACCGUUGUUAUUAUGCACUAAAGUCAGGGGUUCUGGAUCAGUUUAGUUCAGGAGCGGGCGAUAUUGCGAAAAUAUCAUCACAGCAAAUAAUCGAUCAUUUGUUCUAACAAAGUGCCAGUAAAUCAGCAGUGCCACAUUUUAAAAGAUUCAGAAAAAGCUGAGAUUUAUUUUACAGUGAGCAGUACUGAUGACCGGCCAUGGCUUGCAAGACAAGAUUAAAACAUAGUGGAACAAAAAACAAUAAGAUGACCUGUUAAUAAGAGGUCCAGUGAAGGGUUUAACGUUAUUUUCCUAAAUGAUGUAGAUGGUCAGCACUCUGGUGAUAUUUUCAGAAAACAAACCUCAUCAUUUCGCCCACCGUACAUCCAGUUGGCCAACUGGGGUUUUUAAAUCCUUCGCUGUAUUGCGUCUCUCUUAGAACUAACGUGUCCUGUAGCCAAAAGUUUCCGUUCAAGAUGUACAUGGUGCAGACUGUCCUCGCUCCCUCUGUGUGCUUUAGGCCAUGUAAGAUUGGUAGAAUGCACCAUGUUCCUGCAGGAGUUUAUUCCGCCAGCCCCGUCAUAGUCCAGCGCUCAGCAGCAGCCCUGACUUUCCCCUGGACAUUAAAGCAUUACAUUUCCCUAGACAUGUUUCUGUCUCUGUGAGUUGCCACUUUAAUCUUUAAUAUGCUGCCACUUUCUGAGCAACUGCCUCAGUGAUGUUUCGGAUUGUAACGGAUAACUUUAUACGAUUUAAGCAGUGUGUUACUUCUUUAUUGCUCGUGCCACAGCUUCUGCUGUUGUAUGUCCACACUAAUUGUGAGAGCACUGUGUGUGUAAAUAUGUGCACCACUACACCAUAGCUGUGCAAUGUAACUCAGCACAUUAUCCUGGUUACUGCCUUCUCCUGACAAACCUUUACUCGAUACAUUCCAACAGGAUGUUUUCAACUCGCAUAGAGGUGUGCGUGCACAAGCGCACACACACACACGAGACGAGGAACUGUAGUAGAGGGUAGGAGCCCGGUUCAAGUCAUGCUCGUGUUAUGAGGUUUUUUUCUGAAACACCUCAACUGUUCUUAAUGCACCUCUGUUGACAUCCUCUGUUUCGCCUUGAAAUGAUGAGUUUGGGCCAUCUGAUUAGAUGUAAUUUCUAAAUUAAAAAAUUGAUUUGCUUUAAAAUAAUUGUAUGUGCCAAACUAGCUCUACAAGUGUGAGGCAUCUUGCUAGUGAACAUGGCCACCUUUACUUUCGUGUGAAGUUGCUAAAGAAGUGGCUUACACAACUCAGUAAGGAAACGGCAGUUGUGAUUCGAGGUCAACAGGUGUUUUAAGAUUUUACAAUGUUUUCAGUAAUGGUGCAUAAUGACAUGAAUGUGGUAAAAGUACACCCUUUGAACAAAAUAGAUUUGCUUUGUUGGGGUGUGUGUUGGGGGCUGUGUGUGUUGGGGGGCUGUGUGUGUGUG
Molecule: messenger RNA, 4005 nt
Organism: Tachysurus vachellii
Lineage: Eukaryota; Metazoa; Chordata; Actinopteri; Siluriformes; Bagridae
Gene: mindy2
Product: MINDY lysine 48 deubiquitinase 2
Exons: 9
Coding region: 144-2003 (619 amino acids)
Biological process (GO): protein K48-linked deubiquitination
Cellular component (GO): cell periphery; cytosol
Molecular function (GO): cysteine-type carboxypeptidase activity; K48-linked deubiquitinase activity; cysteine-type deubiquitinase activity
Source: RefSeq, a predicted model, not a curated record